AUGCUAUCGAGCGACAGUUUGAGCAACGCUCUGGGCUGGAUUUCUAUCGCGUGCUGGAUAGUUGUCUACUCCCCUCAAAUAUUUGAGAAUUAUCAGCUCAAGUCCGGGGAAGCCCUCAGUGUGCUGUUCGUAGCAGUAUGGCUGUUAGGUGAUUUGUGCAAUCUUGUCGGUGCCAGUAUGGCGGGCCUACUCCCAACUGUCAUUCUAUUAGCCAUCUAUUAUUCUCUCUGCGACAUCAUUCUUCUGUUCCAGAUCUACUAUUACCGGAGGAGGAAAUCAGUCGCCCAUGCUCGUUCAUCAGACAUCACCGUGAACGAUGCCUCAGAAACCACACAUCUGCUUUCCCAAGCCGAUGGCGAAUUGCCCACGGUCGAGGGAGUCUACCCUCCGAGGCUCCAGCUUCUGAAAUACCUCGGUGCAGUUAUCUUUGUUUUUGCCACCGGCAUCGCCGCCUGGGCUAUAAGCGAGAAGCUUCAUCAAGGCAAAGAAGACCCAUCACGGCCGGAGGAGAUUCUUGAAUGGAGGAGCCAAGUAUUGGGAUGGAUCAGCGCCGUCCUGUAUUUGAAAAACUUGAAGACUCGAUGCGAGGGACUGUCUCCGGGACUGUUUUUGUUUGCGAUCCUGGGGAAUUUGACCUACGGGCUGUCUAUCUGUGUGUCCUCCACAAAAAUAGACCACCUCAUUGCCAAUGCAAGCUGGCUGGCUGCGGAUGCGAACGAGCUGACUGGGGUACCCGCGUGUGCAGGUGCUAUGUCAGUUUGUAUACUAUCGGAUGGGGGAGCAUGCGUACAGAAAGAGCAGUAG
Messenger RNA from Heterobasidion irregulare TC 32-1, 804 nucleotides. RefSeq lists its product as uncharacterized. Gene Ontology annotation, biological process: basic amino acid transmembrane export from vacuole. The record is from RefSeq and is a predicted model, not a curated record. The transcript has 6 exons. NCBI's taxonomy places the organism in Eukaryota, Fungi, Basidiomycota, Agaricomycetes, Russulales, Bondarzewiaceae. Gene Ontology annotation, cellular component: fungal-type vacuole membrane. Bases 1 to 804 code for a protein of 267 amino acids.